Messenger RNA from Anolis sagrei ordinatus, 3786 nucleotides. The record is from RefSeq and is a predicted model, not a curated record. Lineage: Eukaryota; Metazoa; Chordata; Lepidosauria; Squamata; Anolidae.
AGGAGGAGGAGAGAGAGAGAGAGAGAGAGAGAGAGGCCGAGGGAAGUGAGGACUCUUUGGAGCGACCUUUCGGAUGCAGUAAGAAAACCGAUAAUGCAGGGAGAAGAAAUCCUCUCAAGACGAUGAUCUUGCUGAAUUCUUGACUUCACUUACAGAUAACAAAGGAAUAAAGAAGAGUCAAGUCUCUGUAUUGGAAUUAAACACCCGUAUCAUUCUUGACAUGGAGGAGAAAGCGUCUAAAUGCCUGGAGUGUGGAAAGAGCUUCACUCGGAGGCAUCGUCUGCAGCAACAUGUAAAGACUCACACUGGGGAGAAACCCUAUUCCUGCCUGGAGUGUGGAAAGAGCUUUACUCAGAGGCAUGAUAUGCAGCAACAUGUAAAGACUCACACUGGGGAGAAACCCUAUUCCUGCCUGGAGUGUGGACAGAGCUUCGCUCAGAGUGCACAUCUACACAGCCAUCAAAGGAUUCACACUGGAGAGAAACCCUAUACGUGCCUGGAAUGUGGACAGACUUUCACUCGUAAUUCCAGUCUACAGAGACAUCAAAUGAAUCACACUGGGAAGAAACCCUAUAAAUGCCUGGAAUGUGGACAUAGCUUCACUCUGAUUUCAAGUCUACAUUCACAUGAAAGGACUCACACUGGGGAGAAACCCUAUAUGUGCCUGGAGUGUGGACAGAGCUUUGCUCAUAGUUCAGGUCUACGUUCACAUCAAAGGAUUCACACUGGGCAGAAACCCUAUAAAUGCCUGGAAUGUGGACAUAGCUUUGCUGAUAGUUCAGGUCUACGUAGUCAUCAAAGGACUCACACUGGGGAGAAACCCUAUAAGUGUCUGGAGUGUGGACAGAGCUUCGCUCAUAAUUCAAGUAUGCAUUCACAUAAAAGGACUCACACUGGGGAGAAACACUAUAAAUGCCUGGAAUGUGGACAGACUUUCACUCGUAAUAUUAGUCUACACAGACAUCAAAGGACCCACACCGGGGAGAAACCCUAUACGUGCCUGGAGUGUGGACAGAGCUUUGCUCAUCGUUCAUAUCUACAUUCACAUGAAAGGACUCACACUGGGGAGAAACCCUAUAAAUGCCUGGAAUGUGGACAGAGCUUUGCUUGUCGUUCAUAUCUACAUUCACAUGAAAGGACUCACACUGGGCAGAAACCCUAUAAAUGCCUGGAGUGUGGACAGAGCUUUGCUCAUAAUUCAAGUCUACGUUCACAUGAAAGGACUCACACUGGGCAGAAACCCUAUAAAUGCCUGGAGUGUGGACAGAGCUUUGCUCAUAAUUCAAGUCUACGUUCACAUGAAAGGAUUCACAUUGGGCAGAAACCCUAUAAAUGCCUGGAAUGUGGACAGUGUUUCACUCAAAAUUCGAGUCUACAUAAACAUCAAAGGACUCACAUGAGGGAAGAAACCCUAUAAAUGCCUGGAAUGUGGACAGAGUUUCACUCAAAAUUCGAGUUUACAUAAACAUCAAAGGACUCUCAUGAGGGAAGAAACCCUAUACAUGCCUUGACCCACACUGGGGGAAAAACCUUAUGAAUGCUUGGAGUGUGGCCUGAACUUCACUCUGAGUAGACCACUACGUUCACAUGAAAGCACUCACCCUGGGGAGCAACCCUAUAAAUGCCUGGAGUGUGGACAGAGCUCCACUCGUAGUUCACCUCUACAUAAACAUCAAAGAACUCACCCUGGGGAGAAACCAGCUAGAGACAUAGCAUAAAGUCAUAGAAUCAUAGAAUAAUAGAGUUGGAAGAGAUCCAAGAGAUCCAAUCCUGCUUUGAUUUUAUAAGCUUCAUGUGAUUUUAUGGUUAUUACUGAUGUUCAAUACAGUUUUAAUAUCUGUAUAUUUUAAGUUGUAUCGCAACACUGUUAAUUUGUGAGCCGCUUUGAGUGUCCGAAUGGAGAGAAAAAGCGGGAUAUAAAUAAAUAUCAUAAUGAGAACCCCCCGCCAUGCAGGAAAAGCACAAUCCAAGUAUCCCUGAGAGAUGGCACGUGGAAAGAGCGUCCCUGAGAGUUGACGUCUCCAUAGACAUAGACUUCCCAUUGGAGGGAACUGUGGUCAUUGAACCCAGAGAGACUCUAAGGCAGAGCUUUCCAAACCUUUCAUGUUGGUGUCACGUUUUAGACACGCAUCCUUUCGUGACACUGUAAUUCAGUUUAAGUAGCCAGACAGAGGUUAAACCAACUCCAUAUAAGAUUUUCAAUACAUAUAAUAAUAUAUGCAGGUAGGUUUCGUAUAAUCUUUCUGUAUAAAUAAUCAUUGUGUCGUUUCCUCUGUAGCUGCUCCGUGUAUUUCACCGCAAACAUUGUUACUAAUACAUUUUAUUUCCUUACUUUUAUCAACUUAUUCAUUUUAGUGGUAAGUACUGCAGUUAAAUCAAUAAAUUGGGCAGAUAAACAUGUCAUGACAGUACUUAGACUUGAACACCCCCGCACUCCACUUCUGUCGUGAUUACCUGAGGGGAGGAGAAUGACCAGGGACACAAUCAGCCCGGUGGGAAGUUCUCAGAAUUAGACCCAGGUCUGUUUGUUCAUUGGUUAGUGUACUUUGUGUGUCCGUACAGGAGUGUUUGAGUGGUGUGUGAUUUAUUUUUGUAGUUGUGGCAGCCCCUCAAUGAACUGUAUAGUUUUAGCGUUAUGUGUUGUAAACUUAUUAUGUUUCUCUUUUUCUUAAUGAAAGGCAUGUUUACGAAAAGGGGAUUCGGAAGGGCGAAACCUCCCACUGGAAAGGCAGAUGGAGCUGGGGGUCAAGGCAUCCUCUGAGGCCCUUUUCAGUACCAUUUUUCCUCCUAUUAUGUUAGUCGCAUUGCUCUGGGUUUGAGUUUUAUGCUUCAGUUCUUAAGUAUAUAUUGUCUUUAGAUAUAUUGCCAUGUGAUGUUUUAUUUUUAUUGAUGUAUGUAUUUUCUAUGUGGCAUCGAAUUGUGCUGAUUGUUUGCUGCCCUGAGUCACCUUUGGGUUGAUAUGGGCGGGGCAAAAAUGAUAUAGAUAAAGAAAUAAAUAAAAGAGUCAAAACCUGACUCAGGGAGCAGGCUUUUGGAAACUAGAACAAUGCAGUAAUCUGAAUUGGAAACUUUGACCUCGGAAUGGACUCAGACCAUGAAUUUUGGAUGGAAUGUUUUUACCUUCAAAUCUGAACUGUCUAAUAUGUUGCCAUUUGUAAAUGUUUAGGUAAUUGUGGUUAAAACACAAGGUGUGUGCCCAGUAAGCCGCCUUGAGUCCCCUGUAUGGGGAAGAGAAGGGUCAGGGCACACGUAUGACAAAUAAAUCAAUCAGUACGACAUGCCUGGAGUGUGGGCAGAGCUUCACUGAGAAGGGAAACCUGCAUUCACAUCAGAGACUCACACUGGGGAGAAACUCUUCACAUGACCGGAGUGUCAAAAGACCUUCACUUGUAGUUCAGAUCUACAUACGUGUGUAAAGACUCGCACUGGAGAGAAACUCUUCACAUGACCGGAGUGUCAAAAGACCCUUCACUUGUAGUUCAGAUCUACAUACGUGUGUAAAGACUCGCACUGUGGAGAAGCAGUAUUCGUGCCCGGGAUGUGGACAGAGCUUCACUCGUGGUUCAACUCUGCAUAAACAUCAAAGGACUCACCCUGGGGAGAAGCCAUGUAGAGAGACGUAGCACAAAGUCACAGAAUUAUGGAACAAUAGAGUUGGAAGAGAUGCCGUGGGACAGCUAAUGCAGUCUUGCUAUGAUUCUACAAGCUUCCUAUGGUUUUGUGGAUUUAACCAAAAAUGCUAAUGAUGUCCAAUACUUUUUAAAUAUUUGUAUGUUUUAAGUUGUA